AUGAAUGAAACAUUGUUGCGAAUCCAGGUGAUGAUCUAUGCAAUUGAGGAGAUCAAUAAUUCUUCACUCCUACCAAAUGUGAAACUUGGAUACGAAAUCUAUGACACUUGCCUUGAUGUAUCCUUUGCUUUGAGAAGUACACUGAAACUAAUGGAGAAAACUGAUGACAAACUGAUAGGCUGUGCUGAUGAGAAAGACAAUAUCACAUCCACAAAGAACAUUAAGGCAGUGAUCGGAGAGUGGUUGUCUGAAAUCUCAAUCGCUGUGGCACGUCUUCUAGCUCUAAAUCUAACUCCACAGAUAAGCUAUGCGGCCACAAGUCAGAUACUGAGCAGGAAGGAAAAGUUCCCAUCAUUCUUACGCACUACUCCGAGUGACCUGAUUCAGGCCAGAGCCAUUACAGAGUUGGUGAAAAGUAUGAAUUGGACAGCUGUUGGCAUCUUUGGGAGCGAAGAUGACUACGGGAAAUACGGUUCAGAACAACUUAAUGAUAACUUCAAAAAUGAUGAUGUCUGUGUGGAAUUUAAAAUAGUUUUGCCUGCAGACUUUGAAAAGAAUAACGCAACACUCAGUACUGUUUUGGACAAGAUUCAAAAUUCUUACACAGAGGCCAUUGUGAUUUUCACUCAUGAGCACAAUGUGAGGAGAAUCUUUGAAGGAGCCAUUAAACGAGGGAUCCGUAAGACAUGGAUAGCGAGUGAUGCUUGGUCCACAUCAAAGAAUAUAAGUAAAAUGCCCAAUAUUCAAAAAGUUGGAAGAGUCAUUGGUGUGAUUAUUGAAAGAAACAAAGUGCCAGGAUUUGAUGAUUACCUCGUCCACCUCGCCUCCAAAAAGAAUUUUAAUAGCACCUUUUUAUACGAGUACUUAACUAACUACAGCAUGUGUGUUGGAUUAAGCUCUCAAAAUCCAAAUGGCUGUUUGUCUUCUGGCUCAGUGAAGAACUGUGUUGACGCUCAAUGCUUGCAGAACAUGUACAAACAGGAUGAAUCUUAUGAGCCACACAGCAUCUAUCUUGCUGUAAAAGUAAUAGCUCAAGCUUUGAAAAACUUGCUCAAGUGCAACAACGAGACAUGUGAAAACACCAACACCUUUCAAGCCUGGGAGCUACUGGAGGAGAUUAAGCAAGUCAAUAUAUCUGUGACCAAUGACAGUUACCUAACUUUCAACAAGAAUGGAGACCCAACUGUUGGAUAUGACAUUUUUGACUGGGAAAUUAAUGAAAAGGGGGUCAAUUUGGUGGUAUUUGGAACCUAUGAAAGUGAUCGAAUCCAUCUUAACAAAAUCGACAAUGAAACCGAUGAUAUGGUAACUCCUCCAGCAAUGGAGUGUAAAAGUUGCGGUGACCAUGAGUAUUCCAACGAUAACAAGACGGGGUGUGUGACCAAAACCAAUAAAUAUCUGGAAUGGAACGAUCCCUUCUCGAUCAUCUUGGUUUCAUUUGGAUCCAUCGGGAUAGUCCUCACUUUGAUGGUUCUUGUUUUGUUUGCCGUGUACAGGACCACACCAAUUGUGAAAGCCACAGGGAAAUAUAUUUGCUUUGUCGCGCUGCUUGCUCUCUUGGGGUGUUUUUGUAGCGUUAUGCUUUUUCCAGGCCUACCCUCCAAUGUGUCCUGUAUGGCUGGGUUGCCGCUCUUUGCUAUAUCUUUCACGAUCUGUGUAUCCUGUGUUCUGGCCAACCUGCUUCAGAUCUUUGCUGGUUUUGCCUUCAAACUGAAUUUUGGGAACUGGAUUAAGCGUCUCAACAAACCCGCUGCGGUGGUAAUGGCUUGCUCGAGUGUGCAGAUAGUCUUGUGCAUACUGUGGCUAACACUUUACCCCCCUCAACAGCGUGAAAACAACAGACAUGUACGUGAAAUCCUGAUCGAAUGUCACGUAGUGUCUGUCGGUUUCUUUAUAGGCACUUUAGCGUACAUUGCCUUUCUUGCCGCUCUCUGUUUUCUUUUUGCAUUCAAGGGAAAACAGUUACCAGAUCUUUAUAAAAACGCCAGCUUUAUCACUAUUAGCAUGCUCAUCUACCUGGUGGUAUGGAUGAUUUUCAUACCGGUUUAUGUAAAUAUGUCUGGAGUGUAUAAAAGAGCAAUAGAGGCAACCGCCAUUUUAAUGUCUAGUUACAGUCUCCUUACUUGUUACUUUGGGCCUAAAUGUUACAUCAUUCUGUGGAAAAGUCAGCUGAAUGAGGAGAAAGCUAUUACAGAACAUGUCCGUCAACAUUAUAAUAAUAAAAGAGUGAGCACUGUGACGUCUUAA
This is a messenger RNA of Chanos chanos (milkfish), 2247 nucleotides long. Its product is annotated as G-protein coupled receptor family C group 6 member A-like. The record is from RefSeq and is a predicted model, not a curated record. NCBI's taxonomy places the organism in Eukaryota, Metazoa, Chordata, Actinopteri, Gonorynchiformes, Chanidae. Gene Ontology annotation, cellular component: plasma membrane. Gene Ontology annotation, molecular function: G protein-coupled receptor activity. Gene Ontology annotation, biological process: G protein-coupled receptor signaling pathway. The transcript is spliced from 5 exons. Bases 1 to 2247 code for a protein of 748 amino acids.